AUGAUUUAAAGUUUUAUGCCUUACUAUUUUUUAAGGCGUAUGGAUAUAUUCGGGACUUAAAUAAGUCUUAAUUAUAACAAAGACAGUUAAUAUAGAACAUUUUUUGGAGGUAGUGUUGCUGCUAUUUGUAUCGCUUUAAUAGCCUUGCUUUGCUUUUCAACUGUUAAGACUCUUUUCGAGAAAAGUUAAGUUAGUUUUAUUCAAUCUACUACAUAUAGUGUUUAGCCUGAUAAUAUAAUUUUCGAUAACACCAACUAUAUGAUAGCAGUCUAAUAUGAUUAACCUAAUUUUGUAAAAAGACCAUAUUAUAAUAUAACAUUUGAAUAGAGGUAUUAUAAAAGGUUAAUGAAUGGGACUACUAUAAAAACUAAAACACCUAUACCACUCGAACCCUGCACAAUAGACCACUUUAUAAACCUUCCUAGCUAUGGCUAAAACUGGACAUAUACUUUUUAGUUGGAAGAUCUAUAAAAUUUUCUUUGUCUUAAAAAAGGAACUAAAUUUUAGAUUGGCGGCAUAUUUGAAAACGAAGAUUUUUACUUUGUUAAAUUCGCUGUAACUAAAUGCGUAAAUUCAACAGCUAAUCCUCUAAAUCCAUGGAACCCAGUUUGUGAAAGCCCUAGUGUGGUUAAAGCAAAUUAAAAUGAGGGCUCUAGGAUAAGAUUUUACCUUUCAAAUAAUUUUCUAAACCCAGAAAGAGCAGAAAACUCUAUAACUUCUUACUUAGAUUCUAUUCUUUUUAAUGUUUAAUAAGGCCUUAUGUAUACUACUGCAAACGUUUAUUUGAAUUCAUAGACUCUAAUUACAGAUGAAAGUAUUCUUCCUUUACCAGAUACAAACUAAAUAGAUUUGAUGUAAUAUAAGUUAUCCGAAACAUGGCAGUAGAAUGCAGUCGGAAAUUUUGAUAUUUUUUGCGAGAUAUAUUUCAGAAGAAGCUAUUAUACAACAGUAAUUCACAAAAGCUACUUAAAGCUAGUUUAAGUAAUCAGCUAUAUUGGAGGUUUUAGUUAGGUCUUUAUAUUAAUAUCUGCGUUUUUAGUUAGGAAGUAUAAUGGAUACAUUUUUGCCAUUGAAUUAGCAAAUAAAUUAUAUGAUUUUGAUAUACCAGAUGAUCCAAAUUAAAAAAAUCAUCGAAAAUCUGAUGUAAAAAGGAACAGUAUUUAUAAUAAUCAAAAAUCUUUAACAGAUUAAUAUGCUAUACGAAAAUAAACAAAUCAAAACUUAUAAGAAUACUAAGAGAGAAAAAAUGAUUAGACGCUUUCUUCAAUGCCUAAUAAAAUAGAAACAAAAUAGACUUUAAAUAAUAUCCAAGGGAUGAGCAAGCAGUAAACAACUAAGAAUUUUAGCAGUAUGUAAUUCUAUAGUACAAUUAAGCCUUCUUAGUUUAAUUAGCCCUCAUAACUUAAUUAACCCUCAUCAUUAAAUUAACCCUCAUAACUUAAUUAGCCCAUUUAAGAUGAUGUAUAAUAAUUUAUUCCUUUAGAUUAAAUUAGACAAGUUUUAAUGGAUAAAGGAUUAGGUUAAUAGUACUACAAAACAGACUAUUUUGCAGAAAAUAAUAAUCAGCUAACAACAAAUAAUAAAUAAAUUAAAGAAAAUAAUCCUACACAUAAUAUUACUACCCAGAACGAUUAAAAUUAGAUACAAAUAUAAGAAUUUAAAAAGUAUGCAAUUAACAAUAAUGACUCCGAUUAAAUAAUGUAAACUAAAGAUAAUAAAAAUUUAUAAGAAAAAGAAGAUAUUAGUUAGUUGGUACGAUAAGAUAAUGAAUUUAAUUUAGAUAAUUUGAAUAAACAUAAUUAAGAAGAGAAUGAUAAUUAGCGAAAAUAUAAAAGUUAAACAGGAUUUGAAUAAAAGAAUUUUUCUGGUUACUUAAAAUCAUUAACAAAGGCUGAUUCUUACUUUGAAAAAAAGUAAUCAGAUAUUUUACAAACUUAGCGUAGUGUCAUGAAAUUCAAUUAAUCAUCAAGAAAAAGUCUAUUUUAAUAUACUGAAAAUACUCCACAAGCUUAAGGCGCUAAGCCUUUUUCUUCAUUUGGAGCAUCAUCUAGAAAUAUUACAAAAAUAAUCUAAUAAAAAUAUGGGGGAGCCGCUGAACAGUUUUUAGAAAAGGAGUUUAAAAUAAUAAUUUAAAGAGAAAAAAAAAUCUGGCUUAAUUUCAAAUAUAUCAUAAAUUAAUUAACUUGUGGAAAAUUCUUCAAUAGUCCAAAUGUUAAAUUAAUAGAGAAAGCUAAAAACCUUGUAAGAGAUGAUUUAGAUAUUUUCAAUAUUCUUGAUAGGCAAAAAGAGCUAGAAAAAAUGAAGAAAUUAUUCUUUAGUGAGGACCAGCAAGUUCUUUUUAAUUUCUUCCCUAAGCCUAUAAUUUCAAUAAAUAACGAUAAUACAACACUCAGUUUGAAGUCAAUUAAGUAAGAAUAAAUGGAUCUCUAAAGAAGUAUCACUAAAGUUGAAAAGAAGAAGAGAAAGCUCAAUAUUUCAUUUAAAUAUCUAGCGACAAUAGCUAAAGCAAUAACUAAAUUUAAAAAGGGUAAAAAGGGCGUAACUUCAAAUUACUAAAAACUAUUUAACCACUAUUUAAAGCUUUCAUAAGAAAAUGAUGUGAAUAAUUCUUAGCAAGCUUUAAAUAAAAAGCUUAUUGAUCUUCUUGGAGAUGAAAUGAGAAGUAUUUUUGAAGUUGCCAAAAGAAUGCAGUAAAGGCCAAGAGAAUACAGCAUGACCCCAUAAAACUAACUUUAAUCAGAUAUAUUUAUGAAGAAUUUAAGAUCUUAAAAAACAGAAAAUUAAUUUAACACUGACUAGAAUCAAAAUAUGUAAGAAUCAAAUUAAAUAAUAGAAAAUAACUAGAAGCAAAUUAAGCCUAAAAGUAUCCAUUCAGGUAUUUUUGAAGAUUUGAUGAAGCAAAACACUAUUUAAAAUUAUUAAAACGAGAAUAUAACUUAAAAAAUUAUAGAUCCUAGUAGCAUUGUUAUUUAGUUUGAGGAAAAUAACUCAGAUGAAAAAAUAUAAGAUAGUAAAGAUAAAGAAUAAAAUCAGUGA
Messenger RNA from Tetrahymena thermophila SB210, 3036 nucleotides. Its product is annotated as transmembrane protein, putative. The transcript is spliced from 9 exons. Gene Ontology annotation, molecular function: double-stranded DNA binding. Gene Ontology annotation, biological process: reciprocal meiotic recombination. The record is from RefSeq and is a predicted model, not a curated record. Lineage: Eukaryota; Ciliophora; Oligohymenophorea; Hymenostomatida; Tetrahymenidae. Gene Ontology annotation, cellular component: nucleus.